CGCUGCCGGGACGCAGCGGGGCCGCCCCGCGCCCGCCAUGUGGAAGCUCAACAAGAGCAGCAAAGUUCUGCUGGACGACUCGCCCGAGGAGGAGGAGACGCGUCCCCGCGGGCCGCCGCCCGCCGCCGCCUUCGCGGCCCCUCAGAAUAAAGACCAGUUUCUUCAUGAUGAAGUUUCAUCUUCAGUGUCACAUCUUGCAACAAAGGUUCAAGGUGCAAGUUUCCGGGGUUGGAAGGAAGUGACAUCCAUGUUCAAUAAAGAUGAUGAGCAGCAAUUGCUAGCAGGAUGUAAGUCUCCAAAAUCCAAAGGAACAAACCUAAAAUUAAAGGAAGAGAUGAAGUCUGAAAAGAAGCCAGGUUUUUGGGACAGUUUGGUGAUAAAGCAGAAUGUUCCAUCUAGGAAACCAGAUGAGAUUGAGGGAUGGGAACCACCACAGAUUACCACUGCUGACUCUACCAGUGAUGCAGCAACUCCUUUAAGUGACUAUACAGCCUGGUCAGGCUGGGAAGAUGAAACCAAAGGCUCCACAAAAUACACAAACCUGGCCAGCUCAGGAAACAGCUCCAGGUGGAGUAUCAAAUCAGCUGGAAAGCUGGUUAGUAUUAGACGUCAAAGCAAAGGUAACCUUACUGACAACUGGGAAGAACUAGAAUGACACUGGUAAUGUGAGAUACUUUAUAAGUAAAAAGAGAAAGUUCCAUGAUUUACUCACAUGUUUAAACCAAAAUCAAAUCUGCUCAAUAUUGCACCUUUAUACAGUACUUUGUUUUAAUUAAAAUUAUUAAAAAUUUUUGCUCACCUGAUAGUCAAUUUUCUUAUUACAUUGUUAAUAGCUAUGUUUUCCACACUGAAAAAAAGUAGAGAAUCUAUUUUGUGCCUAUAUUUCACAUUCAGACUCUGCAGUAUGUCAGAUAGUUGGUUUUACCAAAAAAAAAUGUAAUUCCUUAGUGAAUGUAUACACUGGUUGUAAAUUUGACUGCCUUAUGAAGGAACUGCCCCUAGCUUGAGGUCCUGCUUCUUUUCUGAUAUUUGAGGGCCAUUCAAAAUUUUCAUUUUGACUCUGUCCCUUUUUAACUAAGAAUACCAAUCUGCAGCUUGCAGGGAGAGUGCUUGUACUUGGUACUGUUUUCCAAAUCUUCAGCCCAGCUUAUGCUUCAGCUUGUGCAUACAAGAUGCUUACUGUCACAUUGUGCUCUACUCUGUGUGACAUGAGGAAAUACUGUUCUGAUGUAACUCCUUCCAGUACAGGAUUGUCACCAACAGCCGGGCCAAAUUUCAGAGUUGGGGUCUUUUUGUGUUUUAGGUCUUUUUUCUCCUGUGGGGUUUUGGGGUU
Messenger RNA from Ficedula albicollis (Collared flycatcher), 1333 nucleotides. RefSeq names its product testis development related protein (gene TDRP). NCBI's taxonomy places the organism in Eukaryota, Metazoa, Chordata, Aves, Passeriformes, Muscicapidae. Gene Ontology annotation, cellular component: nucleus; cytosol. Gene Ontology annotation, biological process: spermatogenesis. Bases 38 to 655 code for a protein of 205 amino acids. The transcript is spliced from 4 exons. The record is from RefSeq and is a predicted model, not a curated record.